CUACAGUUAUGUACUCAAUGAAAAUAGUGAGAUAGAUGAUCUCACAAUGUGGGGAUAUAAUUUCUGUCAUUUCACCUUUCCUCUUUAUUUGUAUAUUAUAUAUAUCGGCGGUGAAAUGAAAAUCAUACUCAAAAGUGCUUCGCAUUCAGAGUCAAUAAUUGAGAAUCUAAUGAAGUUAGUCAAACUGCAUGAGUAACUAAAUUAUCGUCGCAUAAGUUUGAAUGUGAUUGAAUAACGCGCUGUUUAGAUUUACAUGCUAUAUCGUUGCCAGGAUUUGAUUAGAUUGAAAUAUAUCAUAUUGUUGCAGAAGUUACUCUUGACAUUUGUCCUUGGCAUACGAUAAUUUCAUUUUUGCGGUCAAAGUUAGUACUAAGCGUCCAUAUUUAAGGCGAUGUCUGUUAGUAUCAUGGAGAGUGGGGCAUAUUCUUUAGUGCCGCUCUUAGAGAGGUUUGCCUUAAGUGAUUAAUACGACUGCAAAUUUUGCCGGCUGUGAAGUAUCAGUACGUUUUGUACAGUUUUGUAAAUAUAGAUUUCCCAUGCGAAGAUGGGCCAGCAUGUUUCAAGAACGGAUUUUGAAUGGGUUUAUACAGAAGAACCGCACGCAUCACGUCGGAAAAUAAUUUUAGAGAAAUAUCCACAAAUUAAAAAACUAUUUGGGUAUGAUCCAAAUUUUAAAUGGGUGGUUACAGGAAUGGUUUUAAUCCAAUUUAUAUCUAUGUUCUUUGUGAAAGAUUUUAGCUAUCCAUUGCUAUUUCUUACAGCAUAUUGUUUUGGAGGUGUUAUUAACCAUUCUCUUAUGCUAGCAAUACAUGAAAUCGCACAUAAUCUUGCAUUUGGGCAUUCUAGACUAAUGGCUAAUAGACUAUUCGGAUUUUUUGCUAAUUUACCAAUAGGUAUACCAGUUUCUAUUAGUUUCAAGAAAUAUCAUCUUAUACAUCAUCGAUAUCAAGGAGAUGAAGUAUUAGAUACUGAUUUACCAACUUUGUUAGAAGCAAAAUUAUUUUGUACAACCUUUGGAAAAUUUUGUUGGAUAUGUUUACAACCGUUUUUUUAUGCAUUUCGACCGCUUAUUGUUUAUCCUAAGCCACCUACAUUAUUGGAGUAUAUAAAUUUAGUUAUACAACUUACAUUUGAUGGAUUAGUAUGGUACUUUUUUGGUGGUAAAGUUUUAGUUUAUUUCCUUUCUGGAUCAGCAAUGGCUAUGGGACUGCAUCCUGUUGCUGGCCACUUCAUAUCUGAACAUUAUAUGUAUAAAAAAGGUUUUGAAACAUAUAGUUACUAUGGCCCAUUAAAUUGGAUUACAUUUAACGUAGGCUACCAUAAUGAACAUCAUGAUUUUCCUGCAGUUCCUGGUUCAAGAUUACCUGAGGUGAAACGAAUAGCUCCUGAAUUUUAUGAUAAUUUGCCACAACACAAUUCAUGGGUUUCUGUCUUGUAUGAUUUCGUUAUGGAUCCUGAUAUAGGUCCAUAUGCAAGAAUAAAACGAAAGCAUAGAGGACUUGAUUCAUAAAACUGAAAAAAUUAAUUUUUUUCUUUUGUAUAAAUAAUGAUUAGCAUCUGGAAGUUAACAUUAUCGACAUAUUUAUUGUUAAUUUAGUUUAUUCUAUUCAGUGUUAACACAUUCAUACCAUCUACAUGGGUAAAUCUACCCAUACUAUAAAGACUGUAGUCUGAAAAAGUCGUAAAAACGCUCAGGAUAACAACAAAAUUACAUGGAAAAAUGUAAAUUAUCAGUACGUUCUAUAUUAGAAAAUUUUUGUAAUAUAUCUGAAUGGAAUCCUAAAGCAGAACACUAUAUACGGUUCUGAGUGCUAUAAUAUUAAUGGAUGCCGUAUUUUUAAUGAUUUAUAUUGCGACUUCGCUUUAUCGUAGUCGAGUUGUACCUCCUAUUUCGGGAUUGAACGUACUUUAAUUAUCAAAUCUUGUUUAUCUUCUUUCCUGUUGGUAAUAAAGUAUUUCACAUUUAUAGUAAA
Megachile rotundata (alfalfa leafcutting bee) is the source of this 1973-nucleotide messenger RNA. It is a transcript of the gene ifc, whose product is annotated as delta4-sphingolipid-FADS-like protein ifc. Gene Ontology annotation, biological process: ceramide biosynthetic process. Gene Ontology annotation, cellular component: membrane. Gene Ontology annotation, molecular function: sphingolipid delta-4 desaturase activity. The record is from RefSeq and is a predicted model, not a curated record. NCBI's taxonomy places the organism in Eukaryota, Metazoa, Arthropoda, Insecta, Hymenoptera, Megachilidae.